CCAAUGCGCCAAAGGCGGCAUGGGAGACUAAUGGCGGCAGAGCUCGGCUGGAGGAAGCAGCACAGGCGUGGAAGAUGCAUGGCGGUGUGCUGGCAGUGACUACGACGACGAUCCACCAGGUAUUGCAUGCGCUGGGCGGUCUAGAGCCGACUCUGAUGCUGCUCCACCACUUGAGCUGGAUUGGCCCAGCGAGUGCCGCCAGCCAAAGAGGGCCCGCUGGGCACCGACGAAAGAGCGUUUGACCAGCGCACAAUGGAGCACACGCCGUUGCCUUCAUUCUUCAUGUGGCUCCGCGAUCUUGUCCGUGGCGACCCCAAGCACCUGGCAGGCAUCCGGGCGGUGAACUUUGUUCCCCUGGUGGCCAGCAUCCUGCAGAAGCACCUGCAGGACCCUGGCAUGCACCUGACGCUAGCGGCAUUCCGCGCCAUGCAGGCGUUCCAGACUGCCUUCGAUGAGCAAGGCGGGCUGCUGCCGGCGGUCUACAGCGACACAUCGGCGUUCUGGAGCCAGGUGCAGCAUGAUCUGAUCCUCAAUGUCAGUAUCUGGCGGCAUGCCGAGGUGGGCAACCAGAUGGAGUAUCUGAAGGAGAUACACAAGGUGCUGUGUGUGGGGCGGCGCGGCGAUCGACUCGGCAAGCGCACCAACGCGGCAGCCAGCAUCAGUGGGCAUAGCGGCGGCGGCAGCAGUGUGGGCGUGCGCUGGAUUCUGUACGUGCUCUUCAACCUGUAUCCGUACGACUCGUCGCAGCAUUUCCAGCAGCAGCAGAGGUCGAGCCGCUCGACGCCCAAGCCGCAGGCGCCGCAGCGGAUCUCGGUGCUGAUCAACGAGGGCGCUGACCAGGAGUCGAUCAGCGAGAGCCUGGCCACCAGCGAAGACGCGCUGAGUCUGCAUGACGGGGACGACACUGAGGGCGAGCUGCCUGGGUUUGCUGCGUUGCCACGAGCCGAGACACGCCAGCUGCGACGUGUCUUGCUGCAUACGCUGGAGCUGUUUCUGUCGGCAUCCGAGGACCAGCCGUCGCGUCAUACGAGCGGCGGGGUCCCCGAGCCAAACAAGGUGGAUGUCUCGCACCUGGUGCAGCAUCUGCUGUAUGCGUGCAACCGCGACGGUGAGCAUACGCGCGAGAUCCUGCAGCUUCUGUUCCGCAGCCUGGCCGACGGCUCAGCCAGCGCUGGGCAUCUGGCGUCGCGGCUGCUGGGGCAGCGCGGGCUAGGUAUGCUGUGCCAUAUCAUUGAAUGCGAUGAUGAUGCGUUGGCAGCCGAAGCCAUCAACAUCAUUGCCUUGCUGUCAGCCAUGUCGGCAACGGGCAAGGGCAAUGCCAGCACUGCCAGCCGCCUGGCAAACAGCAUCCGUGGCCGUGGGUCAGCCAGUGUCGAGCACGAGAACAUUGCCCGCGCAUUGACGCUGGUGCGCACAAAGCGGGCGCUGACGCCAGCGCUGUACCGGGCACUGCUGGCGCUGGCGCUGGGCGACCACGAGUCGCUGCUGGCCAGCAUCAACAUCGACCCCAUGCAGUCCGGGCCGAGGCGCAAGCGCCAUAUGCGGAAUCUGUCGAGCUGCGGCGACGCUAUCUCGGUGCAUGACCAUAUGAACAUCCAGGAGUCGUUUGUCAGCUCGUUGCCGGCUCGCUCAAUAGCUGUGCCUGAUGCCUGGUAUGCGAUCUUGGAGCUGUCGUGUGCGCCGCAGACCGAGCCGUCGAUGCGCGUGCUGGCAGCCACCGACCUGCGACAGUUGCUGGAUGACGAACCGGGGAACUUCUCGAGCCUGUAUUCGCCUGGCGCGCCGCUGUUGGGCUUGCUUCUGCGGGUCGUGGUGCUUGGCGGGUUCUUCACCGACGAGCUCUCAGCUAAAUCCCACAGCGCCGAGCAAAAGCCGGCGCAGCAGCCGCAUCUAGCCGACGUGUUUGUCAAGGCGCGCAACCACCUGAGCCUGAUUCCGCAUACAGCGCUCGACCAGCACAUGCAGAAUCUUGCCCACGGCCAUAUCUCCUCCCGCAAGGCUUGGGUCACUCGACGGGUGGCGGCGCUGCGGCGCACGCCUGCUGGAAUCACGUGCAGUGACAGUGCGUUGGCAGUCCAGGCCGAGACCGAGCUGCUUACUUCCGUUGAGGAGUGGUCGCAGGUGACUAUUGAUUUGGCACUGCUGGUGAUCUGGGAUCUGUUUGAGCGCAAGCCUGAGAGCGCACAGGAGGUUCACAAUGCUGUGCUCCUGCUCUGGGCCUAUUCGCCAACUGGCGCUGUACCGCUGGCCUUAUGCCUGAUCGCGAUGGUGCUGGCCAGAGCCCAUAUGGAGCUGGCAUCAGCGGCCAUUUCUGCGCAUGGCCAGCCAACGCUUAGCGAGCGACCCGUGCUGCUGCAGAACCUGGCGCGGUUUGCAGUGAACGCACUAGAUUUGCUGUUCGGGUACCGCCAGCACCAGGAGUACGUGGCAUUCCACCACGAGCGGCUCAAGGCACUGUCCAGCACGCCAGCAGCAACACCGCCGCCCAGUACUGCGGCUGACUGCGACGCCGUGUACAAGAGCCAGCACAGCCCCUGGGACGAUACGCCGCAGCUGGCACGUGAGCUGUCCAAGUUCCUAAUGCAGCUGGACGAGCACCGCACACAGCUACACAUGCCCGCUGUGCGACCAGACAUUGCGGCUGGUGCUAUCGGGGAUCCGAAGCAUGCAGUUGCGGUGUGUUGAAGAGAGCCUGACGUUCCUGGUGCAGCUGCUGGAGCGCCACCCGCAGCUGGGUGCCAGUCCCGACCUGCCUCUAUCUGAUGCCUCUGGCUUCGUGUGCUCCGGCGGCUGCUCACUUGCGCACAGCGCCCUGGCCAUCCUCGGCUACAUUCACGAGGCAUUCGUAUUCUCUGAGGAGCAGAAUGCCUCAGGCAGUGCUACGCCCAGCAGCUCAUCACACGACCGGGAGGCCAUUGCGCAGCAGACGCGCGAAAGCAUCGGCGCCCUCUACAUGCUGGUGUUCCAGCGGCUGCGCGGGUAUCUCGAGACCCACUGCCUGACGCUGUUUGUGUCGCGUGGCGCCCAGGCCCAGAAUAUCGACAAGUCCACAGACGCCUUUGUUGAAUUUGUACAGGCACCCGACUG
Molecule: messenger RNA, 3087 nt
Organism: Linderina pennispora
Lineage: Eukaryota; Fungi; Kickxellomycota; Kickxellomycetes; Kickxellales; Kickxellaceae
Exons: 1
Coding region: 253-2685 (810 amino acids)
Source: RefSeq, a predicted model, not a curated record